AUGCAUGCAUGUGUUGUAUCAGAGACUGCGGUUGGUCUGUGGAGGAUGUUUGAGCCCAAUUUCGAGGGCAAAGUUGAGCUGAUUCCGGUUGAGCUACGGGAAGGUUUCAAUCUAGAAAUUGUUGGCAACUUCCGCGUACCCAAACGUGACGUGUUGAAGGCACCUGUACCAGAAGGAGAAAAAGCUGUCCUUGCGGACUUGGGGAAGUUUGAAAAGCGCAUCCCCAAGAAACAUGUGGAGAGGAAGCAGGUGAAGAAAACCACGCGGGGUCGUGGUAAGGAGAAGACUGAUGGCUCAGUUGCCCCUCCUCUGGUGUCUCAGGCCGCACAACCACAAGAUGCAGGAUUUUCUUUUUUUGAUUUUCCUUUGUCUCCCUCGCAUACCGCUGCUGCGGAUGCGGGGGUGCCAAAGGAGCCUGCGGUGCCAAAGGAGCCUGCGGCACCUUUUGUUGAGGUGAUUCCUGAUCCCACCGUGCAGGUGGAGAAGACGGUGGAGAAGACUGUUUCCCAGAUAUUUGAUACUGUGCUAGGCCGCGGGGAAGAAGAAGCUGCUCGUUUGCGGGCCGAAGCAGAAGAGUUGGUGAAGGCUGCACGUGCGGGUGCGGAGCAGCUUGAAAGAGAUAGAGCUGCUUUUGAUAAGCAGAAAAAGACUGCAGAGUGGGCUGCAGCGAACGCUGCUUUGGGCAAAGAGAAGGCUGCAGCUGAGGUGGUUGCGGUUAAAGCCCAACAGGCGGAGGCCCGGGCUGUAAAGGCGCUUGAAGAGGCCAAGGAAGCGGGGGCUCGUGAUGCAAAGGCCCUUAAGGAGGCCAAAGAGAGGGAGAGUCGCUCUUCUAAGGCUCUUGAAGAGGCUGAAGUUCAGACUCGCGAGGGUAAGCUCGCAGAUAUCACUGCCCGCGUGACUGUAGCGGAGGAGCGGGCAAACGCAGCUGUCGAGGCCAGGGAUGCCUUGACGUCUUCGUUUAACCAGCUUGAGGCUGAUCGUGAGUGGAUGCGGUGUCACGGCAUUGCACGUGUAAGUACUCCAUGCCUUUGA
Molecule: messenger RNA, 1032 nt
Organism: Helianthus annuus (common sunflower)
Lineage: Eukaryota; Viridiplantae; Streptophyta; Magnoliopsida; Asterales; Asteraceae
Exons: 6
Coding region: 1-1032 (343 amino acids)
Source: RefSeq, a predicted model, not a curated record